Molecule: messenger RNA, 968 nt
Organism: Nicotiana attenuata
Lineage: Eukaryota; Viridiplantae; Streptophyta; Magnoliopsida; Solanales; Solanaceae
Product: B3 domain-containing protein REM5-like
Exons: 4
Coding region: 222-962 (246 amino acids)
Molecular function (GO): DNA binding
Source: RefSeq, a predicted model, not a curated record
UUUCUUGCUUUUGUAAUCAACAAAGUGAAUCACAAAUGUUUCAUGGUAUUAGUAUUACAGAGUGCCCUGACAUGAAAAAUCCCUUUGUUUUUCAUUCAUUUUGUAACUUUCCAUGUUUCCGUACAACUCUUUUGAAUUUCCCACCCACUUCUUUCAUUUAUAUCUAAUGAAAAACAACCAAAAGAAAAUUAGUACAUAUUUUCUCUACAAUAAUUACAGCCAUGAAAAUUGCUCCAAAGAAACCUCAUAUUUUCAAACCUAUUCUGCCCGGGUUCAAAGAUGGACUUAAAAUUCCUCGUGGUUUCUUGAAGUAUCUGAAGGGACAUGAACAUAUUGAACAUGCAGUAUUGAGAAGGGGUAGUAAGCAGUGGCUGGUGAAGGUGAACGGCCGACGACUUGAAGAUGGUUGGGAAAAGUUUGUAGAGGAGCAUGACUUGCAGUUAGGAGAUUUGUUGGUGUUCAGACAUGAAGGGAACAUGGAGUUUGAAGUUUCCAAAUUUGAUUCAAGUCACUGCGACAGAGAAUAUUCGGAGUAUUUGCAACAAGAAGAAGAAGAAGAAGCCAAUAAUGUUGAAGAGACUUCCAAGAAUCUUGAAUUUGAAGAGAUACCGAGCCCCAGCAUCGAGUUGUCAGACCAUGCAGAAGCUGCUACUCACAAGCCUUUUGGUCAUUCUAGUUUUGUUUGCACCAUCAGACCAUAUUGCCUUACGUAUGGUUUCUUAUACGUUCCUAAACAUUUCGCAUUGGCAAAUGGUCUCGCGACAAACAAGAAGUGCAGUCUGAUCAUAAAAGAUGAAAGGCAAAGCUCGUGGACUUUAAGGCUAAGUUGUUGUAAAACUCAAGUCUACAUUGGAGAUGGCUAUUGUAAAUUCGUUGCUGAUAAUUGCUUAAAGGAGGGAGAUUGUAUUUUGUUUGAGGUUGUUAUUGUUGGGUUUUGGAUGUAUUUAAUUAAUAUAUAUUAAAUACUU